Molecule: messenger RNA, 1905 nt
Organism: Sander lucioperca (pikeperch)
Lineage: Eukaryota; Metazoa; Chordata; Actinopteri; Perciformes; Percidae
Product: tripartite motif-containing protein 16-like
Exons: 1
Coding region: 80-1759 (559 amino acids)
Molecular function (GO): protein binding; zinc ion binding
Source: RefSeq, a predicted model, not a curated record
AGUUUGGAACAGUUCCCAGUUCCUAGUUUUUGUAUGACAAAGUGGAACUAUUUCCCAGUCACUGUCUCUGAGAGGUGAAAUGGCACAGCGAGGAAUUCAGAUGGACCAGGAAAAACUCUGCUGUUCGAUCUGUCUGGAUCUACUGAAGGAUCCAGUGACUAUUCCCUGUGGACACAGCUACUGUAUGAGCUGUAUUAAAAGCCACUGGGAUGUAGAGGAUCAGAAGAAAAUCCACAGCUGUCCUCAGUGCAGACAGCUCCUUAUACCGAGGCCUGCCCUGGUGAAAAACACAAUGUUGGCAGAUUUAGUGGAGGAACUGAAGAAGACAGGACUCCAACCUGCUGCGGCUGAUCACUACUAUGCUGGAGCAGGAGAUGUAGCCUGUGAUUUCUGCACUGGGAGAAAGCUGAAAGCUCUCAAGUCCUGUCUGCAAUGUGUGGUCUCUUACUGUGAGCAGCACCUCCAGCCUCACUAUGAAUCCCCUGCCUUUGGAAAACACAAGCUGGUCGACCCCUCCGAGACGUUUCAGGAGAACGUCUGUACUCGUCACAACGAGGUGAUGAAGAUGUUCUGUCGCACUGAUCAGAAAUGUAUCUGUUAUCUGUGCUCUUUGGAGGAACAUAAAGGCCACGACACAGUUUCAGCUGCAGCAGAACAGACUGAGAGGCAGAAAGAGCUCGGGGUGAGACGACAAAAGAUCCAGCAGAGAAUACAGGACAAAGAGAAAGAUGUGAAGUUGCUACAGAAGGAGGUGGAGACCGUCAUUCACUCUGCUAAUGAAACUGUCAGAAACAGUGAGCAGAUCUUCACUGGCCUGGUCUAUCUCAUUGAAAAUAAAAGCUCAGAAGUGAAGCAGCAGAUCAGAUUUCAGCAGGAAACUGAAGUGAGUCGAGCCAAAGAGCUUCAAAUGAAGCUAGAACAGGAGAUCUCAGAACUGAGGAGGAAAGACACUGAGCUGGAGAAGCUCUCUCUCUAUGAGGAUAACACCCAGUUUCUACGCAAGUACCCCCCUCUGCCAUGUCUUAGUGAAUCUACAGACUUGCCCAGUAGUGGUACCAGUCCUCCGAGGUACUUUGAGGAUGUGACUGCAGCUGUGUCAGAGGCCAUAGAUAAACUACAGGAUGUUCUUAUCAAGGAAUGGAUCAAUAUCUCACAUACAUUGACUAACGUGGAUGUUUUACUGCCACAAGCAGAGCCAAAGACUAGAGAUGAAUUCUUAAAAUAUUCACACAAAAUCACACUGGAUCCAAACACAGCAAACCAACAGCUGCAAUUAUCUGAGGGGAACAGAAAAGCAAAAAACAAGAGAAAAAAACAGUCGUAUUCUAGUCACCCAGACCGAUUUAUUAACAGGUCUCAGGUCCUGAGUCAAGAGAGUCUGACUGGACGUCAUUACUGGGAGGUGGAGUGGAGUGGGUUAGGAGUUCAUGUAGCUGUCGCAUACAAGGAUAUUAGCAGAAAAGGAGACAAAAGUCAAUUUGGAAACAAUGACAAGUCUUGGGCUUUAGAUUGUUCAGAUGAUAAUUAUGAAUUCAGUCAUGACGGAAUCUGUACUUCCGUCUCUGGUCCUGAGUCCUCCCGAGUGGGAGUGUACCUGGAUCACAGGGCAGGUGUUCUGUGUUUCUACAGCAUCUCUGAAACCAUGACCCUCCUCCACAGAGUCCAGACCACAUUCACUCAGCCGCUCUAUGCUGGACUCAGGACUUAUGGUUUUCUUGGAUUUGGAUCAUCUGCUGAGCUUUGUGAGCCGAAAGACUAAAGCUAACCCUAACCCUAAAGAGGUGCUGGGUGGAUUCUGUUGUGAGUGUGUAAAUAGAUAAUUAUCCAUCUCAACUGCCUUUAGGGUUUGAUCACAAUCACUGCUCAUACAAGUAGAGCAUUCUUUCUUCUUUUAUACAGACUUUU